Messenger RNA from Parascedosporium putredinis, 1587 nucleotides. The record is from the annotation of a GenBank genome assembly. NCBI's taxonomy places the organism in Eukaryota, Fungi, Ascomycota, Sordariomycetes, Microascales, Microascaceae.
AUGGAUAUGAUCUCCGACGGAAGCGCCCACAUACUAUUCCCUCGCACACUACUGCCCCGGUGCGGUAUCCGUCUCGUCGUCGUUCCCUGGCAAGCGGACCCCAUACUCCAGCUCGACAGCAAAUCGCUCGUCCACGAGGGCAAAGGCGCCGCGAAAAUCGCCCCUUCUCCGUUCGGCGCGCCCCCUCGAACGGACGAGGCCCAGCUUCGAAAUUUCGCCGACCGCCACACGAGCAGCGUACCCUCCUCCAUCUACGAGAUCAAGCUUGGCGGUGAAGUCAAGCUGCCGACAGGCGUGUACGACGCGGCCGGAUCGCGCAUGAUUUAUCGAAUCGAGUGGCCGGGCUUCCGCGCGGGACGCGGAACCCCCUGUAGCAAUCGCCUGGGACCCGACGCAAUCGACACCGCACAUCCGCGUGUUUUCCCCGAAUACGUACCCCGAGACAUUGCCACGGCGCAGGUAUUCGGCGACAGCAAGGACUUCAUCCUGCACACCCCUACCUCGGACGACCACGACGGCCGCGUGCUCUACACAUCCCGACGGUCCGGCGCGGGGAACAAAUCGUCCCCGAGCGCCGGCCACCUCGUCUGGGCGAGCUGCGCGGGGCCUCUGACGUGGACCCUGCGCAAGGUGCGCGACGCCGAGAUGCCCAAGCACCAGCGGUGCAUCGUGCUGCUCGACGCGUACGACCGGCUCCUCGCCGUCGUGCGGGGCUCCGAGCUCAAGACGGCGCGCGGGGACGAGUUGCUCGCAGUUUUCCGCUGUGACCGGCGAGUCGUAGUCUACAUCCACAUACAAGCCCAGCCCAUCGAGCCCAUGUUCCAACCCCGAACAGCGGCCAUCAAGGAGCUCUCCACCGUCCGGGAUCUUCUCACUUGGUGGUACAUCUGGGAUAGGGAGUGCGUCGUCCGCGCCAUCGCCAAGCACUGCGUCCACGCCCUCGUGCUCAUCGUCGGCAGAAACGCCGCAGCGGCCGACAAGAUCGUCAGAGAAUGCCGAGAAUCGUCACCGACGUCGGAAUUUGAAUUUCUCGCCGAAGACAUCAUCCUUCUUCAAGGCGUCGACCGUGUCUGCGCCAAAAUCAGGGCAAGGGUAGACAAAGUUGACCUUUUGUUCAUGACUCCCGAUUUUCUCUCCUUUGCUAGUAGACAAGUAUCGAUCCUGGCACCAGUGUACGGCGAGGCAGGCUUUCACCUAGAUGACCUGGAUCUCAAGUCUCACUCUGGCCUACUAGUGGUCGGCAAGCCCAUCUUCUGGCUGUUUGGUCAGAGCUAUGAAGAAUGCGGCGACCGUAUGUUAUUCCUGUCUUUGACCUCCCAGCUCCCGUCUAGAGAUGCUUCAGCAGGCGCAAGUAGCAAGGCUGCUGGGAUCUUGCAAGUUGCCGGGGCCACCGGUGCUGAGGCCAUCCUCGUCGGCUCGGACGGGGAUAAGGGAAGCGGCGCGUAUUGCAUCGAUUCAGCUGUGAAAAGGCUGGAUAACGAAAAGAGACUAAAGGAUUUGAAAGCCAAGGGAGCCCGAGAAAUCGUGUGGGACCAUACAAUGGAGAUUUUUAGCCGGAUCGAUUCCCAGCCUUCUCCGUCCUCCUGA